Messenger RNA from Pseudo-nitzschia multistriata, 5342 nucleotides. The record is from the annotation of a GenBank genome assembly. NCBI's taxonomy places the organism in Eukaryota, Bacillariophyta, Bacillariophyceae, Bacillariales, Bacillariaceae.
UUCGAGGCAGCCUCCUCUUGGAGGGGAUUUGUGCGAGCGGUUAGGGGAAGAGGGGACCUGCACCCGGAUGUAGGAAAACUCCCCCAUCCGGCAGCAAGCCUGCUUCAGAGCUUCCAGCGGGAGGGAACACCGGCCGUGAUGUCAGGCCCCCCAUGGACACAGGGACAGAUCGCUGCCGCAAUGGCAAGGGGGCCACACAAAUCUCCAACAACGGCAUUGAGUUCCUCCGAGAGGAGUAUGCGGACAUGAUGGACAAACAGCAGUGGACCGUUCUGCCAGCCCGUUUAGUAACCAAAAUAAAGGGAUUGCGGUUAAGCCCCUUAGGUUUAGUGCCACAAAGAGGUCGGAGGGACCGCAUGAUAUCUGACUACAGCUAUUUUGGCGUGAACAAGGCAACGGUCUCGGAAGCCCCCGUGGAAGCCAUGCAGUUUGGCCGAGCAUUGAAGAGGCUGCUGCAGCGCAUCCAUAGAGCGAAUGAUCGGUUCGGACCAGUCUAUAUGUCCAAGAUAGACCUCUCAGACGGCUUCUACCGGUUAUGGGUUAAGCCAGAAGACACGAUCUGUCUUGCAGUACUCUUUCCCACACGGGAAGGGGAGGAACCGCUUAUUGGGGUCCCGUUAACCAACCCAAUGGGGUGGUGCUCAUCACCCCCAAACUUCAGUGCCUGCACCGAAACAGUAGCUGACCUAGCUAACUCCCUACUGGCAGAACAGGGGGGCCUACUUCGAAUGAGGGGGCGCCCUCACCGACUGGAUGAAAUAUCCGAGUCGGCAGGGGAAGCCGCCGAGGGAGAAGAACACUCCCUGCAAGCCAAGUUGCCCUCUGCGAGAACAACCACACCAGCUAAGGCCCCAGUACGGUAUUGGGACAUUUAUGUGGAUGAUUUCUGUGGACUGGUCCAAGGUAACAAGUGGACACGGAGAGCCGUGAAAAGGGCCCUCCUUCACUCUUUGGACCGUGUGUUUCGACCGCUAGAUAAGGAAGACACGCCCUACAGACAGGAGCCAGCCUCCCUCAAGAAGCUAAAGAAAGGAGAUGCUACCUGGGCCACAUCCAAGAUCAUCCUAGGCUGGCUCCUAAACACCGAACACAAAACCAUCAGUCUCCCUCCUCACCGAGUCGAACGCUUGCGGUCUGUUCUGGGGAGCAUUGAGCCACGGCAGAAAUAUGCUGGAGUCGCGGAGUGGCAUAGACUCCUAGGUGAGCUAAGGUUGAUGUCCAUAGCUCUCCCGGGGUCCCUCGGACUGUUUUCCAUGUUACAAGAGGCCCUAAGACACAAGGAACAAGGUUGACAGCGGAUACGACUCACAGGCUCACUUCACAGUUUCCUGGAGGACUUUCGGUGGCUUGCCGAGGACAUAGUGGCUAGACCCACUCGAAUCGCCGAGUUAGUGCCAGACAUAUGGCCUGCCACCAUAGGAGCUUGUGAUGCAGCAGGAGCAGGAAUGGGGGGGGUCCACUUCAUUCCCCUAUCGAGUGGACAAAUACAGCCCAUUUAUUGGUGCCACUCCUUUCCCCCAUGGGUCCGUAGGGACUUAGUGUCCUUCUCCAAUCCCACAGGAUCCAUCACUAAUAGCGAAUUAGAGCUGGCCGGUUCAAUCGCCCACUUGGAUGUACUAGCCCAGUUUGCGGAGGUUACGGAAAGAACUGUCCACAACCUCUAUGAUAACACAGCAACAGUUCACUGGCAAAGAAAGGGAGCCGCGACAACCACUGGACCAGUCGCAUACCUCCUUCGGCUGCAGUCCUUGCACCAACGGGUGUUCAGAUAUGUCCCCCUGCAUGAUUACAUCCCAGGGCCAGCCAAUGUGAUGGCUGACACCCUGUCCCGUGCUUGGCAUCUCUCUGCACUCUCACCCGCGCAACUGUUGCAUCACUUCAACCACACUUAUCCACAGACCUUGCCCUGGAUCGAAUGCCACCUCAGGAGGCCCUUUUAUUCAAGUCUGAUCUUGGGGCUGUCCAAGAGGAGAUGCGAUCCAGUGUCACUGAAGGGUAUGCCCGCAAAAAGGAUGCCCAUUGGGACUGCUGGGUUGGCUUCUGUCUGUCUCAUGGGCUGGACCCCUUCCUCGCAAAGGCCGGAGACCCGGUCCCUUAUCUGCAAGUCUUUGGAGCCAGAUACCAAGACGGACGGGCCUCCCCCAGCGGUAAACGUGCGAGAGCUCACACGGUAUCGGACGCCCUCAGGUCAGUGGGACAGAAGAUCACCAGGGUGGGGGCCCCAGACCCUAGGUUCAACAGGUUCGGGGAACUAGAUUACAGGCUCACAGCUCAACUCCGCUCGUACCGGAAGAAAGAGGCCCCACCUUCUCGUGUAAAACCAGUUCCCAUCACCAUCAUCAUUCACACUCUACAGUUUGCAUAUCGUCAGAGACCCACGGCCGAGCGGAAGGCAGUGGCCAAUAUGAUGUGCAUUGCCUUCUUCUUCUGCUUGAGGCCGGGGGAGUAUACAGGAACCACCACCGACGAUCAAGCCUUCACACUCGAUGAUGUCGCAUUCUUUAUCGGGGCCAGAAGGCUGCACUCUCCAACAGCCUCUGACGCCGAAAUAAAGGCAGCGACAUCCAUCCAGCUCACCUUCACCACACAGAAAAAUGGCAUCAAAGGGGACAUUAUUGCCCACUCGCGGAGUGGUGACCCCUUGUGCUGCCCAGUCACUGUGGUUAUUCGACAAUUCCUUCAACAUCGAACAGAGGCAGCGACGUCCUCCUACGACGGCACCAUCAAAUUAGCAAGUUACUAUAAUCACCAUGGCACCAACGUACGUGUAACGUCCUCAAUGGUAAUUACCACAAUGCGAUGGCAUGCCGCCAUCUUACAACAUGCAACUGGCAUAUGCCCCCGGUCCCUCAGCGCCCGGUCGCUGCGGGCGGGAGGGGCAAUGGCCCUGCUACAGGGAAAAUGCGACUCCAACGUGAUCAAACUCCUGGCCCGUUGGCAUAGUGAUGCCAUGAUGCGGUACCUACACCAACAAUCAGUACCGCUGUUUCGAAAUUUAGCAUCACUCAUGUUUAACAACGGCUCCUACAGCUUCCUGCCUGAGGAUUGCAAGGAUUCCGUACCGUCUGCGACGUGACCGGCAUCCCCGCGCUCAGCAAUUGUCCCAACGCCUCCUACAUGACCUCCGACCCGCUCCGCAUCCAUACUCACCCUCACACACUCCCUUCCGGCUCUCCCAACCCGCGCUUCGCUCCCCCCCGGUGACCUGUGGUCCUUUGGCAGAUACUAAUGAUACGUGUGCCGGUGGUGGGGAUCCGCAGGCUCCAGCGGAACAAGCAGUAACCCUAACUCUAUCCCCCCCCACAGGAAAAAGGGUUAGGGUUACUCAGUUUCCCUUAACACCUGCUUAAAACACCAACACACCCAAUAUCAGUAGAUCUAGGGGAUCUAGGAAACUAAGCAAGGUACUCGUUACGUAGGCUGUUUGUCGCAGACAAAAAGCUCGUACUACAAACAUCAAGCAUGCAUUUUUUGCCUUCAUUACGGUACAUACCUCGUACUCGUACUGAACGGUAUCGGCGAAAGCUGUACAUCAUAAUGAACUGUUCCGAGUAAAACGAAAGCUAGAAAACAACCACAGCAGAACCUGGAUCCUGAACGACAACGUGCCGAACCAACUUACGCCUCAAGCUAAAGGGUUCUACCAAAAAAGAAACAGAGGCUACCAAAUAAAAUUUAACGCCCUUCGACGCAAGGCACGUCAAUUAUUGGUCUUCCAAGAUGGGUGAAAGGAAAGUCCUCAACAAAUACAUCCCGGCCGAUUUCGACCCGUCUCUGAUCCCCCGCGGAAAGGCUCUUUCAAAAAAAGAUGGGACAGUCCCGGUACGAAUGAUGCUCCCCUUUUCAGUGCAGUGCAGCACCUGCAACACUUUUUUGUACAGGGGACGAAAAUUCAAUUCCAAAAAAGAACCCAUGGGAGGGGCUGAGGGUCGGUACCUGGGAAUUCAGCGCUUUCGGUUUUAUAUCAAGUGUACGCACUGCUCUAGGACGAUAUCCUUUUUAACGGAUCCCAAAAACGCGGACUACGAAAUGGAAUCGGGCGGAACUCGGAACUACGAGGUAUACAAGGACAAGGAACGAACCGAAGAGGAAAUGGCUCUUGAGAAGGAGAAGGACGAAAAGGAAGAUCCGAUGAAGGCCCUGGAAAAUCGGGUUUUGGAGAGCCAGCGAGAAAUGGCCGAUUUGGACAAUCUCGAGGAGAUUAGAGCAAUGAAUCACAAGCACUUAAAACUGAUGUCUUCAUCGGGUGAUGGUGGAUUCGACGCAAAAGCUGUCUUAAAAGCUCUGGACGAUCGGAUACAAGAAGAGGCUAUCCACGAAACGGAGGAACUAAACGAACACGGCACAACAGAAGAAGAAGAACGACUUAUCCAGUCUAUACGUUUCGGAAAGAAUAGGGGACAACAAAUUGCGGAUAGCACAGGGGGAGAAAUGAUGUACGGAGGCAGUGAAAGGGGAAAUAGGCCGGCUAGUACCGUCCUGCGUCUCGGCACCGACGACGAAAGACGGGAAGAAGAGAAACGAAAAAAAGACAUGGAACUCAUUCUGCAACGACAAAAAAAAGUGGACCACGGCUCGUCGAACGCCAACAAGACAACAUUCAUUGGUGCAUCUGUUAAAAUCAAGGUGAAAAGGAAAAAAGUUGUAGCAAAGGCAGACAGCAUGAAAAAAGCGAAAACAACGGACUCCAAAGCAACAUCGAGUGAGCCACCGGCACCGACGCCUACGGUCAAGACGAAUAGCCUGGCAAGCUUGUUAGGGGACUACGGAUCAUCGUCAGAAUCAGAUUGAUUGCAUUACAACAUCGGCAUACGGAAAACAUAGAAGUAUAUGGGGGGGAAACGCCUGAGAAGGACCCUAGUUUACUACUUCUACUAGAUCCCAGCCACAAUCGUGGUGCAUUGCAUGCGUGAUUGCCGGAUCGUGUUUUUGGAUGCAGUGCUACACGAAAACCGACCAAAAAAGUACCAACGAAAGUUUGCAACUACUAGCUACACCCUGAAGUAUAGAACCAUACUCUAGAUCUGCGUUUAGUUGAAGCCCUAAUUAUAGCUCUGGGACUUGGCUACGGCCAUAGCCCCAAUCACAGAUCUGGGGAGCAGUUAUGGCCCCACAAAAAUCGCGGUUUAGUAUCUGAAGAAAUGUCCAGUAAGAAGAAAUAGCCUUACUAGUUUGGCACAUUGCCAACAAGGCAAUGUUUCCCUAUUUUACUUUGGUAUUAUAGUAGUUGAUGAAGAGUCAUGUCAAAUGCAUCCACAUAUUGAUAGUUCUAGUUGAGAAAUACUAGUAGUUGUAACUGCAAACUACUACUGCUACCUAUUGAAUAAAAGUUAAUCCAUAGG